AUGCAGCAGGAGCAAACCUCCACGGCCCAGAAGCCCGGCCAGCCCGAGCGCGCGGCGGGCGAAUGGACCGCCCAGCCCCCUAGCGAGACUCUCGCCCGAGCAGCCGCACAGGGCCUCAAGCCUCCCGGGCCGCCCGCGCGACCGCGGGUGCCGCCCGGCCCGCCGCCCGGCCCCAAGCCGCAAGCGAGCGCCACCCCAGCGGCGCCCCCCGCCGCGGACGGGGCGCCCGCGAAGGACCUGCCGCCCGCGCUGCUCGAGCGCCUCAAGAAGCGCGGCCUCGUCAACCACGCCCGGCCGCAGGAACAGCAAGAACCACAAGCGCCGCCCGGGGCGUCCGAGGCGGAGCGCGACGCGCACGGAGCCCCGCCCGCCGCCGCGCAGCCAGCGACCCCCCCGUUGGCACCCCCGGCACACCCCCCGCACGGCGACUACGGCGCGUGGGACGCCCUCGGCCUGCCCCCGGACUGGCGCGAGGCCCGCUGCCCCGCCAGCAACGCCACCUACUUCUACCGCCCCGCCACCGGGGACCGCUCCUGGCUGCCCCCGCGCGACUCGCAGCCCCGCUGGCUCCCCGAGGGGUGGCGCGUCGCGCGUGACCCGGAGACGGGCCACCGUUACUACUGCAACAAACGGCAGGGCCUGAGCCAGUACGACCACCCGGACUGCGCGGCCCCGGUGCCGUCGGCGCCCGCGGAGAGCGCGGGGGUGUUCUCCGCCAGUCGGACCUGGCAGGGAAUACGCCCCGGGUACUGUUUCAAGAAGGGCCCCCGGGGCCUCGGGUACUACUGGGACGACCCCGCCGCGCACGACGCCGCCGGCGACGCGCCCGCCGCGAAGCGCCCCGCCGCGGCGCCCGCGGGCGAGCGCGCCGCACCGAAGGCCGCGCCGGCGGGCACGUCGCCAGCGGGCCCUCCCGCCAAGCGCGCGCGCACGUUCAGCAACGCGAUCGACCCGAUGGACCCGGCGUCGUACUCGGACGCGCCGCGGGGCGGCUGGAGCGCCGGGCUCGCGGGGACGCAGCCGCGCGCCGCCGACACCACGGCGUCGGGCCCCCUGUUCCAGCAGCGGCCGUACCCGACGCCCGGGUCCGUGCUGCGCGGGAACGCCGCGCAGCACCAGGCGGGCCCGCAGCGCCAGUGA
Molecule: messenger RNA, 1140 nt
Organism: Pedinophyceae sp. YPF-701
Lineage: Eukaryota; Viridiplantae; Chlorophyta; Pedinophyceae
Source: the annotation of a GenBank genome assembly